Messenger RNA from Prosopis cineraria, 468 nucleotides. Its product is annotated as ferruginol synthase-like. The record is from RefSeq and is a predicted model, not a curated record. NCBI's taxonomy places the organism in Eukaryota, Viridiplantae, Streptophyta, Magnoliopsida, Fabales, Fabaceae. Bases 1 to 468 code for a protein of 155 amino acids. The transcript has a single exon. Gene Ontology annotation, molecular function: monooxygenase activity; heme binding; oxidoreductase activity, acting on paired donors, with incorporation or reduction of molecular oxygen.
AUGACAACCAUAGUUAUUUCCUCUCCAGACAUGGCUAAAGAAGCGCUUCAUAAACACGACUUCGCUUUUUUAGGUCGAACAUUCUCUCACUCACUUCAAACAUUUGACCACCACAGACUCUCUGUCAUAUUUUCGGAUCCUUCAGUUCAUUGGAAGACUCUGAGGAGAACCUGUGUCUCCAAAAUAUUAUCGUCUUUCCAGCUUGAUUCCACGCAGAAUUUGCGUUUAAGGAAGUUGCAGGAAAUGUUAGAGUACGUGAAUGAAUGUUGCAAAAAAGGUGAUGAUGCUUUGCAUAUUCGUGAAGUUACCUUCGCGACAUGUAUUAAUUCUCUAUUUAGUAAGCUUUUCUCCAUUGACGUCCAUGGUUUUUCUUCUGAUUUAUCUCGAGAGUUUAGAGAUAGUAUAUGGGGUAUAAUGGAAGAAGUUGGGAAACCUAAUGUUGUAGAUUUUUUGCUGUUCUUCGAGUAA